Molecule: messenger RNA, 2410 nt
Organism: Ictalurus punctatus (channel catfish)
Lineage: Eukaryota; Metazoa; Chordata; Actinopteri; Siluriformes; Ictaluridae
Product: mucin-2-like
Exons: 1
Coding region: 1165-2046 (293 amino acids)
Source: RefSeq, a predicted model, not a curated record
CAGUGGAUAUAAAAAAAGUUUACACACAGGUUUUUUAUGAUGUUAAAAAAAUUAAACCAAGCUAAAUCAUGUCAGAUUUUUUUCCACGUUUAAUGCGAUAAAUCAACCAACAAAGUUUUAGGGGGAAAAAAGAAAAAGAAAAAACUUACAAUAACCUGGUUGCAUGAGUGUACACGCCCUUUUAUAAUGGGUAAGUAAUUAUCAUACAGCUGUCGUCAAUUACGUGAAUCUGAAUCCCCAAAUAAAGAUCAGCUGUUUCUGUACCAUUUUCCUGACCUUACUGGUUGCAUCCUACUGCUAAAGCUUUGUUGAUUUACAUGCCAUAGUCUUUGCUAUUUUGUGUGCACUGACCAAGUUUGUUAUUAUUUUUACACCCUGGACAAUAAAGGUCUGCGUUGCCUCUGAGAAUCCCUAACAGCAAUCUGAUAGCAUUUUUGUAAGGAAGAGUGGAAUUAAAUUAAUAAAUAAAGAUGUUCUAAGUUGGUAGACUCUUCAAAAUCACUGAGUGCUGUAUUACAAGAAAAGGUGCUUUAGUUAAGAGGUGUGUAUAAUUUUGCAACCAGUUUAUUGAUUUUUUUCUUUUUCUUGAUAGAGCAUCACCACCACCAUGAUGCAAUCUACCACCAACACAAUGUCAUCUACCACCACUGAGAUGCCAUCUACCACCACCGAUCCAGUGGCAUCUAACACCACCACAAUGGUAUACACCACCACCGCAAUGCCAUCUACCACCACUGCUACAAUAACAUCUACCAUUAUCACCACCGCAAUGCCAUCUACCACCACUGCUGCAAUGCCAUCUACUACCACCAAUACAGUGCCAUCUACCUCCAGUGCUACAAUACCAUCUACCAUUAUCACCACCGCAAUGCCAUCUACCACCACUGCUGCAAUGCCAUCUACCAUUAUCACCACAACAAUGCCAUCUACCACCACUGCUACAAUAACAUCUACCAUUAUCACCACCGCAAUGCCAUCUACCACCACUGCUGCAAUGCCAUCUACCACCACCAAUACAGUGCCAUCUACCACCAGUGCUACAAUACCAUCUACCACUACUGUGACAAUACCAUUUACCACUACCACUGCAAUGCCAUCUACCACCACUGCUACAAUACCAUCUACCACUACCACCACAGCAAUGCCAUCAACCUCACUGCUGCAAUGCCCUCUACCACCACCACUGCAAUGUCAACUACCACCACGGCUGUGAUGCCAUCUACAACCACCAAUACAGUGCCAUCUACCACCACUGCUACAAUACCAUCUUCCACUACUGCUACAAUACCAUCUACCACUACCACUGCAAUGUCAUCUACCAUCACUGCUACAAUACCAUCUACCACCACCACAAUGCCAUCUACCACCACUGCUGCAAUGUCAUCUACCACCACCACUGUGAUGCCGUCUACCACCACCAAUACAGUGCCAUCUACCACCACUGCUACAAUACCAUCUACCACCACUGCUACAAUACCAUCUACCACCACUGCUGCAAUACCAUCUACCACCACCACCACUGCAAUGUCAUCUACCACCACCACUGUGAUGCCAUCCACCACCACUGCUACAAUACCAUCUACCAUUACUGCUACAAUACCAUCUACCACUACCACCACCACAAUGCCAUCUAACACCACCACAAUGCCAUCUACCACCACUGCUACAAUGCCAUCUACCACCACUGCUACAAUGCCACCUACCACCACUGCUACAAUGCCACCUACCACCACUGCUGCAAUGCCAUCUACCACCAUCACUCUGAUGCCAUCUACCACCACCAAUACAGUGCCAUCUACCACCACCACAAUGCCAUCUACCACCACUGCUACAAUGUCAUCUACCACCACCACAAUGCCAUCUACCACCACCCCCACAAGGCCAUCUACCACCACCACCACCACAACGCUAUCUACCAGCACCACCACCACCACCACCAAGAUGCCAGUUUACAGCACCACAUCAAUCCCCAACAGUACCAAAAGCAGUUCAGAAGUGAAAGCUAUUCUAAUAUGCUGUGUUCUUUUUUAUCUGCCAUGGAACUGAACAUGAUUAUACAUGAUAUAGUCAUGUAUUAAGCAGCCUCACAAACACUAAAUCCAGUGAAAAACUGCUCAUAGGAUUUUAUACCUGAUUAAUGUUAAAAUUUUUUUCUUAAGUAUGAACCAAGCAGGUGCUGAUAUCGUCACAACUGCAGACAGAAAGUUUGUCAUUUUGAUUUGUAAGGUCAAAAUUGAAUAUAAAAAUAUUCUGUAAUGUGUAGUAGUGAGGCAUCAGCGCUGUAUGAUUUUAGAAUUGAUUUAUUUUUCUUUCUUGCACAUAAAUGGCUAUUUAGGAAAUAUUCUUCAAGAAAUUAAUUAAGUACUUAUAUGCUUAAAUAUAUGCUGUUUUAUGACAGACUGCACAUGUU